Molecule: messenger RNA, 2044 nt
Organism: Protomyces lactucae-debilis
Lineage: Eukaryota; Fungi; Ascomycota; Taphrinomycetes; Taphrinales; Protomycetaceae
Product: LETM1-like protein-domain-containing protein
Exons: 2
Coding region: 49-1551 (500 amino acids)
Biological process (GO): intracellular monoatomic cation homeostasis
Cellular component (GO): mitochondrial inner membrane
Molecular function (GO): ribosome binding
Source: RefSeq, a predicted model, not a curated record
GUUGGAAGAGAACAAGCCAAGACGCCGACACACACAGCAAGAGAGGCCAUGCUCCGGCUAGAGAUCAGGGCCCAGCGGGUCAUAUGCUCAAGGCAACUCGCAACACUCCUUUAUACCGCUCGAGCGACCCCUCGGCAUUUUGCACGCCCAUCGGCACAAUCAUUUUCAAGUCUCCGGCGGCAUGGGCACAGCAAUCAGAGCACGGCAGGUACUGUCAGAUGUAAUGCCACCAAGUCAACAAGCACUAAAGAGAAAACAAGCAAGGGCGAGAGAGAAGACUUGACGGAAGAGCAAAAGGCCAAGAUUGCGGAACAAGAAGAAGCCAUUGUCAAGUCGGCAUUGGGUACGGGUCAAGUCGAUGUUGAGACUGGACUGCCAGCGAAAUCAUCGAAGAACGAGAAGAAACUGACGCUCUGGGAGAAAGUAAAGAAGGAAGCAGCGCAUUACCGAGACGGCACGAAGCUGCUUGUAUUUGAAGUCAAGCUCUCCUUCCGCCUUGCUCUCAAAAUGGCGGCAGGUCACGAACUGACUCGUCGAGAAUGGCGACAAUUCAAGCGCACCGUACAGGACUUGCUCCGGCUGGUGCCCUUCUCGGCCUUUGUCAUUGUGCCUUUUGCAGAGCUCUUGCUCCCUGUCGCCCUCAAGAUCUUCCCAAACAUGUUGCCCUCGACGUAUGAAGGUGCCAAGGCGAAAGAAGCCAAGGCUCAAAAGUUAACGACGACACGAGAGGGCGUCAGUGGCUUCUUGAGAAAGACGAUUCAGGAGUCUGGCUUGCCGCUCUCGGCGACUACCAGACAACGCGAGGAGUUUGUCGCCUUCUUCAAAAAGGUACGAUCAUCUGCUGUCAGCCCAACACAUGAGGAUAUUGUCAAGGUCUGUCGCAUUUUCAAGGACGACUUGACACUCGACAACUUGUCGCGGCCGCAAUUGAUUGCCAUGUGCCGAUACAUGAACUUGUCGUCUUUUGGAACAGACACACUGCUGCGCUACAACAUUCGUCAUCGUAUGCGGCAAAUCAAGCGCGACGACAAGGCUAUUGCAUACGAAGGCGUCACCUCCUUGAGUGUGCCUGAGCUGCAUGCCGCCUGUCAGUCCCGCGGCAUUCGCACACAGGGCUCCUCACCAGGUCACUUGCGUGACGAGCUCAAGCAGUGGCUUGACUUGCGUCUCAAACACCGUGUGCCAUCGACUUUGCUCAUCUUGUCGAAUGCCUUUAGCUAUGGCCACAAUGAUGGCAAGCCAGAGUCCUUCUACGAUGCUCUGGUUGCAACGCUCUCUAGUCUACCGGAAGAGCUGUACCACGAGGCUGAGCUCGAAGUGUCGUCUCUCGAAGGCCAUGCCACCAACAAGCAGCGUCUGGAUGUGCUGAAGGAGCAGGCCGAUUUGAUUGCGGAAGAGGCAGCGCAGGAGAAGGAGAGCAAGACACGCGUCUCUGACCGGGAGGACCUCGACAAGGAGGACGAACAGGAGCCUGUGGCCUCUGAUACUGCUGACGCGGCGUCUGAGUCCUCUGCCAAGGGUGAUGCUGCUGGAAGUGCCAACAGAAAGUAGAUGAUGGUCGCUGCUGUAUCUCGCCGUAGAAUGGAUUUUCCCAUCUCAAAAGACACAGACAACGACAAGUUCAAGCUUCUUGAUCUGUUGAUUCCCCAUCUCCUUCUCAGACAAGACUAUACAAGCAUAGAUGAGCACGCAGCAGCUCAAGCAGGACUACUUGCCUAUUGUGCCAGAGAAUCUGUUGCACAACACGCAAAACGUGGCAUUCGUGCGCAACAUGACAGCACCUAUCCUGGGUCUCGUUGCCGGCGUGCUGGGCUUGACUGGCUUCACGGGCUUUGCUCUGUUUUUGGCUGGUAGCAUCGCCGUAUCUCUAUGCAUCUAUGCUCUACGAAUGCCAGAGGUGGCAGAUGCCAAGACCAUUUCGCGACAUGGACGCGCUACACGCUACUUGGGUGACCCGUGGUCGCUGUGGCUCGGCGUUGUGUCUGGCAGCGGAGGACUUCCUACCUAUCUUCUCACAUGGACUCUCUUCUAUGGUCUUGUACAC